AUGGCAGCAGCACAAAGAGUCGCAACCGUCUCCCGCAAGACCAACGAGACCGACAUCCACAUCACCCUCGCCAUGGACCAGGCCGGAGCUCAGUCCAUCGACAUCGACUCUGGCAUCGGAUUCCUCGACCAUAUGUACCACGCAUUGGCAAAGCACUCGGGCUGGUCGCUUUCCUUAAAGUGCAAGGGCGACCUCCACAUUGACGAUCAUCACACCGCCGAGGAUACCGCCAUCGCUCUCGGCAUGGCCUUCAAGCAGGCCCUUGGUGAGCCCCGUGGUAUCAAGCGCUUUGGAUCUGCCUACUGCCCCCUCGACGAGGCAUUAUCGAGGGCGGUCGUGGAUAUUUCAGGACGCCCCUUUGCAGAUAUCAACUUGGGCCUGAAGCGCGAGAUGCUCGGAACCUUGUCCUGUGAGAUGGUCCCCCACGUCAUGGAGUCCUUUGCCCAAGCCGGCGGUAUCACCCUCCACGUCGAUGUCAUCAAGGGUUUCAACGAUCACCACAGGGCGGAGAGUGCGUUCAAGGCGUUGGCAGUGGCGUUGAAGAAUGCGAUUGAGAGGACUGGAACCAACGACGUUCCCAGCACCAAGGGUGUUCUGUAA
Messenger RNA from Linnemannia hyalina, 600 nucleotides. NCBI's taxonomy places the organism in Eukaryota, Fungi, Mortierellomycota, Mortierellomycetes, Mortierellales, Mortierellaceae. The record is from the annotation of a GenBank genome assembly.